Spodoptera frugiperda (fall armyworm) is the source of this 2865-nucleotide messenger RNA. RefSeq names its product cytochrome P450 4C1-like. The transcript is spliced from 10 exons. NCBI's taxonomy places the organism in Eukaryota, Metazoa, Arthropoda, Insecta, Lepidoptera, Noctuidae. The record is from RefSeq and is a predicted model, not a curated record. Bases 52 to 1509 code for a protein of 485 amino acids. Gene Ontology annotation, molecular function: iron ion binding; heme binding; oxidoreductase activity, acting on paired donors, with incorporation or reduction of molecular oxygen.
AAGAAAGACUGCUACAAUAAUUAACAUACAUUUAAUUGGUUUCGUGUGAAAAUGGUAGUGGCAGUGUAUUUGAUAUGUUUCGUGGUAAUCAGUGUGUGGCUGUGGGUUAGGUCAAGGAGACUAAUGCCUCCAGUUGUUCCUGGAGCUCUUCCACUUAUAGGACAUAUGCAUCGGUUCCUGGGUUUAGAAAGUAUAUGGAAUACAAUCGAAGAAACCAGUAAAUUUUCAUUGGAAAAUGGAGGGAUUUCCAUAUUGAAAAUCUGUGAACAUAAUGUAUACAUGCUUACCGAUCCGGAUCUCAGUCUCAUGGCGUUCAACAUAUCCUUAAACAAGAUGUUCCUGUACCAUUUCACUAAAGAUUUAAUGGGCAAUGGGCUUGUCACUUCUGAUGCACAAACCUGGAAAAUACAUCGCAAGUUAAUAAAUCCAGCGUUCAAUCAACAAGUUCUAAAUUCAUUUAUAAACGAAAUGAAUGUUCAAUCAAAAUGGCUCGUCUCUGAACUCUCUACUAAGCUUGGAAAAUCAGUGAAUGUGCGCAAACCUCUUAUCAAGUUCACAAUGAAUAUUACUAGUCGUAUUUCUUUAGGAUUAAAUGCCGAAGAUCAAACUUUAAUUGACAAGGAUUAUGCUCACGCAUUUGAAGUUUUGUCCGUGAUAUAUUACGAGAGGGGUACGAAACCGUGGCUGCACGUACCUUUCAUCUUUAACAGAAGCGCAUUGAAGCGUAAACAGGACAAACUGACGGAAACAUUGACAAAUAUUCUUAAUCCUGUAAUACACAAAAGAAGAUUAGAAAUGAAGAUGAAUUCGUAUAACAAUAAUGAAAAUGAUGAUAAAUUCAAACCACUGUUGAACCAUCUACUAUAUCUAGCCGAUGAACAAAAUGCUUUCUCUGACACCGAGAUACGGGAACAUUUGAACACUUUUGUGAUUGCUGCUUACGACACUUCGACAGUAUCACUGACUCUCCUACUGAUGAUGAUUGGAUGGCACAAAGGUGUGCAGGAACGGGUUUACAAUGAGAUACAAGAAGUAUUAAACAAUGAAGACAGAGACUUUACAAAGAACGAUUUGCCAAAAUUAGUGUAUUUGGAAGCAGUAAUAAAAGAAACGUUAAGGUGUUAUCCCACGAUACCGAUCAUCGGUCGACAAGUUGACGUCGACAUGAAAUUAGGAAAAUAUACCAUACCAGCCGGUAGUUCUUGCGGAGUGUCAUUGCAUGGCAUCCAUCGGCACCCAAUGUGGGGCCCAGACGCUGACCAGUUCAAUCCAGACAGGUGGCUUGAUCCUGCCCGGCUGCCAAAUCUCGCAAAUGCCUUUGUAGCCUUUGGUGUAGGGAAAAGAUAUUGUAUAGGUAAAACAUAUACCAUGAUGCUGAUGAAGAUCGCAGUAGGACAUAUAGUGCGUCAGUACCACGUGCAAAGCGAUCUUUCCAGACUGAGGUUCCAAUUUGAAGGUGUACUGCAACCAACGAAGGGUCAUCGAAUUACAUUUACAAAAAGAACGUAAUAUUCCAAAGAUGUUUGAAUAAAUGAAAAUCUCACCAAAAACCAAAAGCCAAGUUCAAUACAAAACCUAUGUUUGGUUGUGGGUUUCGCUGCAAAAUGAGUGGAGAUCUAAAUGAAUGCCCUGAUCUGUACAUAAACCAUUUCUCCCAAUUUAUAGGAACAAAAUAACACCAUGAAAAAGUACAAGACUAUUUCUAUGUUUUAUUAGAUACCUAUAACAAUUGCUGUUAUUUAAAAUAGGAAUGAUUUGAUUUGGCCAGUUUUCAUUACCUCAGUCAUUCUAUAAAGAUAUUCAACAUUUUUUUAAUCCUGAAAAAAAAAAACGUUCGUGGUCCAUGUUGUGAGCCAUAACCAAGCAUAGGUUUUGUAUUGAACUUGGCUUUCCUUUUUUACAUUUAUGUUUUUGGUGGGAUAUCAUUACUUUUUGUAAAGAAAACUAGGCACUUAGGCAGGUAUAGUCUUCGGCACGUAACUUGGCAAUUUUUUUUUUUAAAUAAUAAGAAAGUUCCGCCAAUCGCACAGGGAUUGAUCCUCACAAGCAUCGUGCGCAGACGCGGCGACGUUGCGCUGACUAUUGAACGUCCGCGUCCGCGUAUUUUUAGUUAAUAAAGUAAUUUUCUUCAAUAUGAUAACAAAAUCUUGCCAAGUUAUCUGCCAACCUUUAUAUAGAUUUAAUUUAUUUUUCUUGUACCGCUGUACUGUACAGUACUCUCAAUGGAUCGUGGCAGGUCUGAACUACGUGCAGAAGGCUGCGCAAUAAGUCUUUUUUAGAACCAAAUGGUGGCAUGAGGCGAGGUGCGGGGGGCGGCGAUCUAGGCUAGAGAUUGACCAUUUCUAAAUACAAUUGACCCUUUACACUUAUUGCGCAGCCUUCUGCAAAGUUAGUUCAGACCUGCCAAGAUCCGUUGAGAGUACUGUACUGUGUUACCGCUGUAUUGUUCUGUGUAUGUAUAUGUGGUGCCGCGCGCGCCGCCGACGACUGACGACACUCCACGUUGGCUGGUUGUUCAGCGCGUAUUACUAUUUUGUAUGGGGUUUUCACACUUCGUUUUUGACUUGAAUUUACUUUUAUAUUUCUGUAAUAUAGCAAAUAUAAUAAUAUAUAUUUGGAUAGUUUCAAAUAUCUGUUAGUAUCUAAUGUAGCAUAGUUCUGAUGGAAAAGCACCGAUAUUCGGCAUCGGAUCUAAGUUUAAUGUGUCAUUUUGUACCUAUGUGAAUUUAUAUGUUUGUAAACGCAUCCACAACAUAGAGGAUAAAAUAUUUGAAAUAAUGACAAAAUGUCAUAUUCGUUUAAGUAUAGUUUUAGAUGUAAAUAAAACGUAGUUUUGUAAUUGAAAUAAAUGUUAAAGAAAAUGUA